AUGGGGCUGAACAUAUCCAAGAUGCUCGCCCUUAGCAAGGCUCCUUUCUACAGUAUCGUCCUAGGGAACGCGGCUACACCGAUUGGCUCGGUGACCCUGCCAGUUACCUUUGGGACAAAAGAAAACUACCGUAUAGAGUACAUCAAGAUCGAGGUGGCAGGCUUUGAGUCAUCAUACCACGCCAUCCUCGGCAGGCCUGCUUUGGCCAAAUUCAUGGCCGUACCCCACUACGUCUACCUGCUCGUCAAGGUGCCAGGCAAGACAGGGGUGCUCACCUUUUGCGGUGAAUUGAAAAAGUCAUAUGGCUGCAACCAAGAGGCAAUUGAGUACACCUUGACUACUCACAUGCCAGAAUGUUCUUCUGAAGUCUUUGCGGCCGUGCACCAGCUCUCGUAG
Panicum hallii is the source of this 396-nucleotide messenger RNA. RefSeq lists its product as uncharacterized. The record is from RefSeq and is a predicted model, not a curated record. The transcript has a single exon. NCBI's taxonomy places the organism in Eukaryota, Viridiplantae, Streptophyta, Magnoliopsida, Poales, Poaceae. Bases 1 to 396 code for a protein of 131 amino acids.